UCCAGUUUUCACUUUAUUGCGGAGUCACACGCACACCCAUUAAAAAAUAAAUUACUAUACUCAGUCACCAGACUGAGUCCCAGCGACGUCGUUCUGUCAAUGUUAAUCUUUGUCCAAACCACGCUAGCAAAACAAUCGACAGGAAACCAAUAGGUCGUUGCAGAAACUGGUAACCUCUCAAAAUUAGAGACCGCUCAAUCCAUUGGGUGAGAAUACGAUGCAGACUGAAGCCAGAGUAGGAGUGGUGGUGGAUGGAGGAGGAAGCGCCGGCGGUGGAGGAUGUGGCCGCGGAGCAGUGGUUGUGGACGGCGGAGCAUCUCGUAAAUUGAUCACGCAGCAGCGCCGUCAGCAGUCUCAGAUCGGGACUGUUCCUCAGCUUCUCGCCGGUGGAGUUGCCGGUGCCGUCAGCAAGACUUGCACUGCUCCCCUUGCUCGGCUUACUAUUCUCUUUCAGGUGCAAGGAAUGCACGCGGAUGCUGGUAGCUUAAAAAAAGCUAGUAUAUGGCAGGAGGCUUCACGUAUUGUACGUGAAGAAGGGUAUCGGGCAUUUUGGAAGGGGAAUUUGGUCACAAUUGCUCACCGCCUUCCAUAUUCCUCUAUUAGCUUUUAUGCAUUUGAACGCUACAAGAAUGUGUUGCAGUUGAUUUUGGGGGUUGAAAGCCAAGGAGAGAAUAUAACUGCAGACCUUUGUAUACGACUUGUAGGUGGCGGUUUGUCUGGGAUAACUGCUGCUUCUGUUACAUACCCGUUGGAUCUUGUUAGGACACGUCUUGCAGCUCAGAGAAAUGUAAUAUAUUACAGAGGCAUUUGGCAUGCAUUACAAACCAUCAGUAGGGAGGAAGGGAUAGCCGGCCUUUAUAAAGGAAUGGGUGCUACUUUAUUGGGGGUUGGCCCAAAUUUGGCAAUCAGCUUUUCAGUUUAUGACACUGUGAGAUCUUACUGGCAGUCUCAUAGACCAGAAGACUCAACCGUCCUGGUCAGCCUUGCUUGUGGAAGUCUUUCAGGCGUUGCAUCAUCAACAGUAACAUUUCCUUUGGAUCUUGUGAGGCGACGAAUGCAAUUGGAAGGAGCAGGUGGUCGGGCUCGUAUUUAUAAGACUGGUUUGGUUGGUGCAUUCAGUCGUAUUAUCCAGACAGAGGGUCUGCGUGGUUUAUAUAGAGGAAUUUUGCCCGAAUAUUACAAGGUUGUGCCUAGUAUCGGUAUUGUCUUUAUGACAUACGAGAAAAUGAAACAGAUUCUCUCAGAUAUUGACUGAUGUGUUGGCUUGAGAUAUCGGAGAAUAAACUUACAGGUAUAAGGCGCCUCAAGAUCAUAUACCAGAGGUUUGUAAUUCUUUCGAAGUUGUCGAUGUAAACCCACACCAUUCAUGUAUAGAUGGUUAAAAGAAGGCACAAUUGCAGUAGCUAAAGUACAAUUCAAUUUUAUGAAUUGAUAUGA
Messenger RNA from Nicotiana tabacum (common tobacco), 1437 nucleotides. RefSeq lists its product as uncharacterized. The record is from RefSeq and is a predicted model, not a curated record. NCBI's taxonomy places the organism in Eukaryota, Viridiplantae, Streptophyta, Magnoliopsida, Solanales, Solanaceae. Gene Ontology annotation, biological process: transmembrane transport.